UAUUUUUCCAGUCCUCUUUUCUUUUUCCAAAGAUAUCCAACCUACAUAGAAUCAGAAAUCUAACAAGUGUCUCAGAAUUUUUCCUCCUGGGACUCUCAGAUGAUCCAGAACUGCAGCUUCUGCUCUGCAUCCUGUUCCUGUCUAUGUACCUGGUCACCAUCCUGGGGAACCUGUUCAUCAUCCUGGCUGUCACCUCUGAUCCUCACCUCCACACUCCCAUGUACUUCUUCCUCUCCAACCUGUCCUUGGCUGACAUCAGUUUCGUCUCCACCACCAUCCCUAAGAUGAUUGUGAAUAUCCAAAGUCACAGCAGAGUCAUCUCCUAUACGGGCUGCCUGACACAGAUGUCUACUUUUAUCCUUUUUGGGUAUAUGGAUUGUACUCUUCUUACUGUGAUGGCCUAUGACAGGUUUGUGGCCAUCUGUCACCCACUGCAUUACAUGGUCAUCAUGAACCCACGCACCUGUUCCUGCUUAGUUUUGGUGUCUUUUAUGGUUAGCCUUUUGGACUCCCAGGUGCACAAUGUGAUUGUGCUACAACUUCCCUGCAUCGAGAAUGUAGAAAUUUCUAGUUUCUUCUGUGACCCUUCUCAACUCCUCAACCUUGCCUGUUCUGACAUACUCACAAAUAGUAUAGUCAGGUAUAUUAUUGGUGCCAUGUCUGGUUUUCUCCCUACCUCAGGAAUCUUUUUCUCUUACUAUAAAAUUCUUGUCUCCAUUCUGAGUGCCCCCUCAUCAGGUGGGAGGUAUAAAGCCUUCUCCACCUGUGGUUCUCACCUGGCAGUUGUUUGCUUAUUUUAUGGAACAGCCCUAGGUGAGUAUCUCAGCUCAGCUGUUUCACAAUCUCCCAGGAAGAAUGUAGCGGCCUCGGUGAUGUACUCUGUGGUCACUCCCAUGCUGAACCCCUUCAUCUACAGCCUGAGGAACAAAGACAUCAAAAGGGCCUUGUGGAGGCUCCUUAGCAGAACAAUCUCUUCUUAG
Molecule: messenger RNA, 980 nt
Organism: Cervus elaphus (red deer)
Lineage: Eukaryota; Metazoa; Chordata; Mammalia; Artiodactyla; Cervidae
Product: olfactory receptor 18-like
Exons: 1
Coding region: 144-980 (278 amino acids)
Biological process (GO): G protein-coupled receptor signaling pathway
Cellular component (GO): membrane
Molecular function (GO): G protein-coupled receptor activity; olfactory receptor activity
Source: RefSeq, a predicted model, not a curated record